Ceratosolen solmsi marchali is the source of this 1898-nucleotide messenger RNA. It is a transcript of the gene exp, whose product is annotated as expansion. NCBI's taxonomy places the organism in Eukaryota, Metazoa, Arthropoda, Insecta, Hymenoptera, Agaonidae. Gene Ontology annotation, biological process: regulation of DNA-templated transcription. Bases 233 to 1771 code for a protein of 512 amino acids. The record is from RefSeq and is a predicted model, not a curated record. Gene Ontology annotation, molecular function: protein binding. The transcript is spliced from 11 exons.
GAAAAGGACCUGGAGCCUUGUCGCCAAGGGCUUGUCGAUAAAGGAAGUGAGGUGCUGCCGUGUCGAGCUGUUGCUCGUACUUGGGCAUUUUUAUUAAAGUAGCACUGUCGAGGAUAAGGUCGCUCUGGCGUAUCCACAGUUCGAGCAGUGUCGAGGCAGAAGCGCAGGACAUACGUCCCGAUCGGCGCUUUCUAUUAGUGACAAUCAAGUGAUAAAUAAGUAAUCCUUCGGAAUGGUGUCAAGACGAAAAAUUUUGUCGCGCUCGCGGGAUAAUCUCGCCGACGCACAAUAUGAAGAACAAGAAGAAGAAGAUGUUUGGUAUAAUAUGGAUAAAUUAUACAAGGAUCAUAUACAGGAAGUUCUAGACAAGUGGAAUCAAAUAGACGACGAGAUAUGGGCCAAGGUCAUUGUUUUCGAAAGGAACAGACGCGUGGCGAAGGCGUACGCAAGGGCGCCGGUGCUAACGGUCAAUGGCUCCAACGACGGCUUUGACGGUUUCAGAAUAGGAUUGUGCGGAUUCGACAAUCCGAUGCGAGAUAGCAAAACGGAGGAAGCUAAGCGACAUAUUAAUCAAGGUGUAAAGAUAAAGAUGGAUGAGCAGGGCAAUAUACUCAUAAAGAGAUUAUGCAAGAGCAAUGUUUACGUAAGGGCGACAAAUCAGGAGGAUAACGCGAUUGGCGCGGAAAUCAUACGCAAUUCACAAGGAGCGCUUGAACACGAGAAACCCGGAAAGCUUUUUGACAUGAACAAAUUUCAAACCAACUUAUCACGAGAAACGAGGAGAGCUUAUCCGGACAGACGAAGAUUGGAAACACAAUGUCUGAGUGCAAUAGUGUUUGUGCGCACGGAUACCGAUAUUUUGCAAUGUCCAGUUUGGGUCCUCAUCGUCAAUGUUGUUGGCCUCGACAUGUUAAAAUCCAAGCUUCCACCAGUCUUAGCACUGCAGAGGCCCGUGGAUAUUAAAAAUCGACCCAGAAUCCCUAUACCGGACGAGGAUCCCUACAGCAUUGCCGGGGUUUCGACGUCUUCGGGUCCAAGCGAUAACCUCCAGCAACAGCAUCAGCAGCAUCAGCAACAGCAACAGCAACAGCAACAGCACCAGCAGCAGCUUCACCACCACCAGCAGCAGCGUCAGUCGACGCAUCGUCGCGGUGAAAGGCCGCCGAAAUUGCCACCCCGGGAAAACCUCUACGGCCAUGACAUACCCAAGAUGCCGAGGCAGGUUUAUGUGAAGCCCGAUUAUGACGAUAUUGAAGACGACUAUGUGUCCAGUUCCGUAAGACCACCCGUUAUGGAAGACAAAAAGAUUAAAAAAGAAAACAAUAAAAAAUAUGACGACCCCUACUACUGCGGCCUACGUGCACGCGUUCCGAACUUUGUGAAAAUGGCGAAGAGCAACGGCGGGCAGCCCCCGGCGUCGGCGAAGCUGCCCUACAGCCACGGGGCGGUCCGUAACACCCCGCAGCAGCAGCAACAACAACAGCAACAGCAGCACCAUCACCACCAUCACCAUCAUCAAAUGGCUUAUGCUGAUACCCAUAACUAUCCGCUUGUCCAUAGCCAGUCCUCUCAGAUUUACGGACAACACGUGGCCCUAGCAGCAGCCAAGCGACCCUCCAUCAUGUAUCAUGCGAGGAGCUUUGAGAGUGGACUCGACACUGACGAUAGAAUCGAUUCUCCAUAUAAUCAUAUUUAUGGAAGGUUACCUAUCCCAACGAGAGGCAUGAUACCACCAACACCUCGUGCUAUGUUCAUCGGCGAGUGGGAUUAAAAUUUAAUAGAAAUUUGAUUUCUUUCUCCUUUACGUUUCCUUUCAGUUUCACGAUUUCUUCUCUACUUCUUUAACGCCUGGCUCUUGCUCUUUAUAAUUUAUACUUAUAAAACUUGUAUAUUGUUAA